Penicillium argentinense is the source of this 3459-nucleotide messenger RNA. RefSeq lists its product as uncharacterized. Gene Ontology annotation, biological process: chromatin remodeling. Gene Ontology annotation, cellular component: cytoplasm. The transcript has 2 exons. The coding region runs from base 1 to 3459 and encodes 1152 amino acids. NCBI's taxonomy places the organism in Eukaryota, Fungi, Ascomycota, Eurotiomycetes, Eurotiales, Aspergillaceae. The record is from RefSeq and is a predicted model, not a curated record.
AUGGAGAAUCAACGGCAGGAAUCCUUCAAACAGCUCCGUCAACCUUGCGUGGAGCUCAGUUCAAUCGGCCUACGCUUUCGUGGAAAUCAGGCGACAUCCCAAGAACUGAUGCGAGCCCUUGAACCCGUCCACGAUGUAUUGCAGACACUUGCAGGGAAGAAUGCGCUGGACGAGAAGCUCGCCGAAUACGCCUUCUUCCCACUCACGCAUAUUUUCAAUCAGACGCAACGACUACCGACACGAUGCCUCGAAAUCGCGGUACAUUCUCUCCAAAUACUAGUCAUCAGCGGCUAUCGGUCGCAAUUGAACCCGGCUUUGGGGAAGCAGCUGAUUAUCCUUUUGACGUUGGUUGUGGCGGGAUCCCCAAACAAAGCCGAGGACAAAAGCCUUCCUAAAGCGCAAGCUUCGGAAGAGCUUGCGGUUGCUGGCUUUGAUUGUAUGAGGUCUGUAUUCGAUGUUUUGGAAGGUCCUGUCGCUGGAAAGACCAUCUUCCACGAAAUCGGCACGGCAACCGUUGUCGAUCAGACCGUCUAUAUGUUGCUGGAAGGGCUGGCCGAUGAAAGAUCUGAUGAAGUUUGUCUCGCCGCCGCAAAGGCGCUACAGGCCUUAUAUGCUCGUAUCACAGAUCGAGUGGUCCUGGCGAGUAUCAUGCCGCGUACAGUGUCAGCUUUAGCGAAGGUAGUGAGACCGACAACCCAGGCUCGGCGGUCAUACAAGCUUCUACAAAUUUCGCUUCAAAUUCUCACGUAUAUCCUGAGGACUGUGUUGAAUGAUCGUGUUGCCAACAUGGAAAAACCGCCUCCUUCUCUUGGGCAAAGUGAUGGCCUCGUGCUGGACGAUUCCUGGCUAAAAGCUACGACGACUCAGAUCAAGCUCGCCUUGGCAAACGUCAUCCAAAUUCGACGACAUCCGCGACUCGAAGUACAAACAGCAAUGCUGGACCUUUGUGUGAUGGUGGUUGAAGAUUGCCCAAACACAUUGAAAGACGCUGUUCAGAUGAUGGUCGAAACCGCCGUGGUCCUUGCCGAUAAAGAGGAGGAAGGAUCGAACCAUGCAUAUAAUAUAGUGUCUCACCUCACGACAUCUUACCCGAUCGUGCUAGAGUCUUUAAAGGAAUCGCUUCAUACGUGGCUUACUUCCUUCCCUCGAAUCAUGCAGAGCAAUGACGAGACAGCUAAACAAUGGGGCAUCCGUCAAAUUUCUACUGCCUUUCAAAUACUGUCGCAGGUACAAUCCCAAUCAGAUUUGCUCACAGCUGGCUUGGCCACUGGGUUGUGUGACAGUGUCGGUGCUGUUGUCAAACAGGGCACUACUGCACUUCAGCCUGUGUCCUCUUCGACUUUUGGCGACGUCAAAUGGGAGGUUCUACACUUAGAUGCAGAUUCGAAGACAUUCCCUCCAGUACUCUUGGAUCAUCGCAGUCAACAGCAAACCCUGAAGGACCUGCGCUCUAUGAUUAUAAGGUUGAAUUUUUCAGAGUCUGGGAACGAGAUCACCCGUUCCAUCAUCAACCGCUUACAUUCGGCAUCGGAUUCUUCUAUAAUCGCUCCAUUCUGGCUUGCUCUUACAUCCCUCCGUGCUCAAGCACAACAAUCGGCUGCGUUCGAUGACUUGAUUUCUGAAGAUCUACUGAAGCAGCCUCUGGCGGGUCCAAAUCGUUGGAGUAUGAUCGAAGAGCUUUAUUAUGUGUCUUUAUCAAUUCUCAACGACAUUCCCUCCGAUGGCUCAGGCGAUUGGCGUACUGCGGCUCUUGCAUUGGAAGCAGUUGCUCUCCAAGCACAGCAGCUUGGAGAAGCCUUCAGGCCAGAGCUAAUGGAUACGCUUUAUCCAACACUGCAACUACUUGCCUCAAGCAACCCGAAUCUUCAAAAACAUGCCAUGACAUGCCUGAAUAUUCUUACUUCUGCCUGCAAUUACCAGGACGCUGGCUCCAUGGUCAUUGAGAAUGUGGAUUACCUGGUCAACUCGGUGGGGUUGAAGCUGAACACCUUUGAUGUGUCGCCGUACCCACCACAAGUCCUUUUCAUGAUGGUCAAGCUGUGUGGUGCGCGUCUUAUUCCCUACUUGGAUGACUUGGUUGACUCUGUUUUUGGUAUCUUGGACCUGUACCACGGAUACCCGAAGCUCGUGGAAAUCAUGUUCAAGACAUUGGCAGCAGUUGUCGAAGAGGGCUCCAAAAAACCAUACCUAUUGACGAUCGACAGUGGUCGAGAGAGCGGUCCAUUCGACUCACACAAGACCAAAUAUCAACAUCUGUCUGUUGCUGCACUUGCUGGGAAUAUUUCAAGCCGAAAAGAAAAGCUUUCAAACAUCGCCAUUGAAGACAUGGAAGCCGAUGGAAAUGUUUACCACCCCAAGAAGCCAUGGUCCGAGACCUAUGAGAAUCAACCACCCGAGUCUGAAUCAAUCGAGGAACUUCUCAACAAAGCCAAAUCUGAUGAGCCCCUUCCACCACCCAAGGAGCCCGAGGAUAGCGAGAAGCCACUAAGCAAGACACACUCUCUCCUCCUACACAUCGUCAAAUCUAUCCCCUUGCAUCUCUCCUCUCCAUCACCUUAUCUUCGGCGCUCUCUACUUUCUAUUCUCAUCGACGUGCUCCCAACCCUCUCGCAGAACGAGAACAGCUUCCUCCCUUUGAUAAAUGACCUUUGGCCAUCGGUAGCAUCAAGAGUCAUCUUUCCAUCUUCACUAGGGGCCGAGUUGUCCUCAAAAACCCUGAUGACACGAUCGACUACCGAAUCAAACCGUUCCGCGAACCAACCCGAUACCCAUGCUUACCAGGAAGAAACAUUCGUCAUCACCACAGCUUGCCAGGCUAUGGAGGUAAUGUGUAAAGGAGCUGGUGAUUUCAUGGCUUCGCGCAUUGAAACCGAGUUCCCUCGCUGGGCACGUCUGUACCAGCGUGUCUGGACGAGAGUGCGAAAAGAUGCUGAAUCCGUGAACGAACGACGAGCGCGGCAGCAGAAGGGCAAAGCGAAUGCCUCAUUCACUGAGGCAUUUGAACCCUCUCUUGCCGUUGUUUCCUCCCUUGCUCUUUCCACGACCACGCAUGGGUCAAAAGCAUUUACUCCCGAACACGCUCUCUGGCGAGCCUUGAUAUCCCUCUUUUUGACGGUCUUGUCACAUGUUCGCUUGCCUUUGGAGGUUGGUGAUCAGAUUUGCGAGAUGCUCGGUUCUUGGGUUGCGCUGUUUGUUGGAACGGACUACUAUUUCCUUCCCUCAAGGAGAACUGCCAUCGCUGAAAACGAGGCUCAGAGAAGUGUUCGCGAGUCGGUCGAGGAUGCAAUCCAGGCUAUGGAAACCUGGAACUCCGAUCUUACUUGGUUUAUCUUCGUCCAUCAAAUUCGCAGUGCGCCAGUGACUACAGGGAUCUCGACUCCCGUUCAUGCGGUCGAUGAGUCCAAACUGCUGGUGAACUUUGACGGGGAGAAACUGCAUUUUGCAGAAGUUGUCUUCUAG